Hyla sarda is the source of this 992-nucleotide messenger RNA. RefSeq names its product ubiquitin domain containing 2 (gene UBTD2). The transcript is spliced from 3 exons. The coding region runs from base 153 to 857 and encodes 234 amino acids. Gene Ontology annotation, molecular function: protein binding. The record is from RefSeq and is a predicted model, not a curated record. Lineage: Eukaryota; Metazoa; Chordata; Amphibia; Anura; Hylidae.
GGGGUGUGGAGUUUGGUGACGUCACGGGCGCGUCGCCGCGACGUUCUCUUUCCUUUUCCUCGUCCCCGCUUUCUGUGCCGCGCAGCGUGAGCGCGCCCGCCCGUGUGAAGGCAAGAGGGAGAUAACGGCAGAGGCUGCCCCCGCCGGCACCCAUGGGAGGGUGUGUGGGCACUCACCACGACUCCUCGGGCAGCCUGAACGAGAACUCGGACGGGACCGGAGUGGCCUUAGGACGUAAUCAACCCUUGAAAAAGGACAAACCCAAGUGGAAAAGUGACUACCCUAUGACAGAUGGACAGUUACGUAGUAAACGGGAUGAAUUUUGGGACACUGCACCUGCUUUUGAAGGACGGAAAGAAAUUUGGGAUGCUCUAAAAGCCGCAGCACAUGCUUUCGAGAGUAAUGAUCAUGAACUGGCCCAAGCAAUCAUUGAUGGUGCAAGUAUAACAUUACCGCAUGGUGCCCUUACUGAAUGCUAUGACGAACUGGGAAACCGCUACCAGCUACCUGUUUACUGCCUUGCUCCACCCAUUAAUAUGAUAGAGGAGAAGAGUGACACAGAAACCUUGGAUAUCCCUGAGCCACCUCCAAAUUCUGGUCAUGAAUGCCAGCUGCGCCUGCGCCUCUCAACAGGCAAGGACCUAAGGCUGUUGGUGCGCAGUACUGACACUGUAUAUCACAUGAAGAGACGCCUUCACACUGCGGAAGGGAUGGAACCUACCAGCCAGCGCUGGUUUUUUUCUGGCCGGCCACUCACAGACAAAAUGAGGCUGGAGGAGCUGAAGAUUCCCAAGGACUAUGUAGUACAAGUAAUAGUGAGCCAGCCUGUUCCAAAUCCCACACCAGUAGAGAAUUGACCAUCUCAAAGACUAUGCUCACUGUCCUCCUCCUCUUUACUCAAAUAACUCCUUGCUAUGUUUGUACGCAGCCUGUAACUUUUUUUUUUUUCUUAAUUCUUCUCAUAAAUCCUGAGUUGUCAGAGCAAUGUAACC